This is a messenger RNA of Prorocentrum cordatum, 1056 nucleotides long. Lineage: Eukaryota; Dinophyceae; Prorocentrales; Prorocentraceae. The record is from the annotation of a GenBank genome assembly.
AUGGUCAACCUGAGGGUGCUCAAGACCAACAGGGCCGGGAGCAUCAUGCGCCCCAGUGGGUCUAAGGACAAGGUGGACGAGGUGAGCGCGCAGCUGGCGAAGGUCGCGACUUGGUCGUUCGGACUCGCGCUGCUCGUUUCGAUCACGGCAUCCGUCGCCAGUUCAAUGGCUCUGAAGAGCUCCUUCAAGUAUGAGAACACGAUCGACCACCUCUCGACGGAGUUUACGGAGAAGUCUGCGAGAGAAGACGAGUUUCUUAACCUUCACGGUCUGGUGCGUCUUCACUUGCCUCAGGAGAAGCUAAAAGCAGGCCGCUUAUACGUGAUCAGCCCCAGUCAGGCAGAUCUGGCAGGAGUCGAACAAGACUUGAUGCAGCUGCGCAUCAAGAUCUUGAAGAAUGUCGACUUCGGUGAUCGCUCCUUUGGAGAUGGUGACGGAGACAAUCCUGGUGGCGGAGGCCCCCCUGCUGGUGAGCAGCGCGGCGAUCAAGCCGCAGAGGACUACUUCUCUGGUCCCCACAGCCCAUUCGAUCCAGGGUUCCCUGGCGGUGAAGACCCUGCGAGCGAGGCAGCAGCAGGCGCCGCCGCGCAUGGACCCGAGAAGUUCGCUGCGAAGGUCAGGUUCUUCGACGAGCGCGCAAGGGAUGAGAGGGAGAUGCGCGCUGCCCAGGAGACGAGGUCAGAGCCAGGCAGGGAUGCCGACAAGAAGGACGCAAAGGCGGGGGACAAGGCAGCUCCUUCUGGCGGCGGCGAUGGAAGCGCUGAUCCUGCUGGAGGAGGCGACGACGCCUCGGACACCGAGAGCAGCGAGGAUGAAGAAGGAGAAGGCGACCAGAAGAAGAAGAAAACCAAGAAGGUCGAGACCGACCCCAUAGAUGCUCCGAUGUUGAAGUACCCGAAAGUCUACUACAAGAAUGUAUCUGGCCGCUUCAGUGACCAUCUGGUUGUUCAGAUACUGGCCAGUGAUCGAACGGUUUUCCAGAUGGACACCAAUCGCUUCAAGCUCACGAGCGUGUCAGAGUACCUCUUCUCGGCCAUCGCAGGGUUCGCCCUAUAG